AUGCCAGAUAUUUUAAUUUUUGAGCCAAAAAAACCUUCUAAAUUUAAAUCUAAAAAUUUUGUACGUUUGUCCACGUCGUCCGCUGUAGUUCAAAGGACCGAUACGUCGCUGCCACCAUCUCCUUUUCCUUCGGUAUCUUUCACAAUGUCUCAAAGGACCGAUACGUCGCUGCCACCGUCUCCUAUUCCUUCGGUAUCUUUUACACUGUCUCAAAGGACAGAUACGUCGCCGCCACCGUCUCCUAUUCCUUCGGUGUCUUACACAAUGUCUCAAAGGUCGCUGUCACCGUCUCCUGUUCCUUUUAUGUACUUUACAAUGUCUGAAAGGACCGAUACGGCGCCGCCACUGUCUCAAUUUGGAGAUACGCCACUGUAUCAAUUCAAACAUACGUCGCCGCCACUGUCUCCUGUUCCUCCUACGACAGCGGUCCCUUCGCCACUGUCUCAAUUUGAAGAAGAUACGCCGCCGCCACUGUCUCAAUUCAAAGAUACGCCGCCGCCACUGUAUCAAUUCAAAGAUACGCCGCCGCCACUGUCUCAAUUCAAAGAUACGCCGCCGCCACUGUCUACUACUGUUUCUCCUACGACAACGUCUCAAUGUAAAGAUACGCCGCCGCCACUGUCUCAAUUCAAAGAUACGCCGCCGCCACUGUCUCAAUUCAAAGAUACGCCGCCGCCACUGUCUCAAUUCAAAGAUACGCCACCGCCACUGUCUACUACUGUUUCUCCUACGACAACGUCUCAAUGUAAAGAUACUCUGCCACCGUCUACUACUGUUUCUCCUACGACGUCUCAAUUUAAAGAUACGCCGUCGCCACUGUCUCAUACUGUUUCUCCUACGACAGCGGCCCCUUCGCCGCCAUCAUCCGGUGCAGAAGAACAGUAUACUGAAAAAGAGCAGCUGCUACAGGAGAUACAUGAUAAAAUGAAGGAAAAGGAGCAGGAUGAAAACCCCUCUACUUUACAGAAAACUAAUGAAAGACCUGAAACAUCAAAAGGAGGAGGCCCAGCACACAUAAAUAAUAUUGUUACAGAAGCAGAUAAUACCAUCCGGGAACUGAUAGGUUCAAGAAUGACAGGAAGUCAGUCCCACUUUGACAAUGACGGUUUAGAUGAAAUUGCCAAUACAUCAUCUCAAGAUAAUAUGUUUGAAGAAAAUACCCCUCAAGACGAAACAAUUGGAAAUGCUUUGGACGAUGUAGGUGAUUCGGAGCAAUUAACAAUUAUAUUUGACGAAGAAGAAAAUGAUUUAGGUAAUAAUGUUUUUAAAACAGAAAAUAACUGGUCCAAGAUGAACGCAGAAAGUUUGAGAACUCCAAUAUCUGCCAAUCUAACUACAAAUAAUUUAAGAAAAAGAGACAACAAUUUAAAAUCAAAAUUGUCAGAUUGGGCAAAAUCCAAGCAAAACAUUGUCAGUGUUUAG
Molecule: messenger RNA, 1422 nt
Organism: Psylliodes chrysocephalus
Lineage: Eukaryota; Metazoa; Arthropoda; Insecta; Coleoptera; Chrysomelidae
Source: the annotation of a GenBank genome assembly